UAAUAUACUAAUACGUGAAAACCCUUGAGAGCUCUUGUGCGUCGGAUGGUGUCACCCACGGCGGCUCAGCCGCCUACACCAACUCCCAACGUUUGGUCAAGGAAAUCAUUUGCCGACGUGGUGGCCAGUAAACCUGGUGGACUACUAUCGGCUAAAACCCCUUCUCGUCACAAAGGAGUGCCUGCCAUCAGCUUCCCGGAUAGUGAUGUUGCAAUCCUGGCUGAAAGGCAUAAAAAUACGCUGAUUGGCUACUUUUAUCGUGGAAGGCCCAGUUUGGAGAAUAUUCGUAAAGCUUUUGAGAUCAUUGGUUUUAAGGGUUCUUUUCAUCUAGGUGUUAUGGAACGAAAGCAUAUUGUUAUUAGAUUUGAUGCGGAGGAAGAUUAUUUCAGAUGUUGGAACCGUCAGAGUUGGACUAUUCAAGGUUAUGUGAUGCGUGUUACGAAGUGGACUCCGGAUUUUCGCCCGAAUGUUGAGUCUCCGGUGGUUCCGGUUUGGAUCAGCUUUGAAGGCUUGCCCUUACACCUUCAGGAUAAAAGGGCGCUAUUUGACAUUGCUGGACUACUAGGUAACCCCCUAAAGAUUGAUGCUGCUACAGCAAACUUAUCUAGGCCUUCAGUAGCCCGUGUUUGCGUUGAAAUUGAUGUUACGAAGGAUAUGCCUUCCAAGGUAUGGAUAAAUUGUGGUUCUCUUGGCUUUAUGCAACCAGUUAUAUAUGAGCAGCGCCCGGAAUACUGCUCACACUGCUUGCACCUGGGACAUUCGUUUGGUAAUUGUCCUAAAAAAAACCCAGAUGUACCUAAGGUCUCCAAUUUGCCCAGGGACAAAUGGGUGGAGAAAAAUAAAGUUUUAUCAAGUCAGCAAUCCAAACAAGUAAAAUUUACAGCGGCUGAGAAAGGUAAAGCUAUUAUCACUGACAAGACUAUUUGCAAGGCAAGUAAUAAGGAUGAAAGGAAUUUAAGCAAGGCUCUGAUAGUUGUUGAUCAGCCAGCCUCUUUAAAGCCAUCCUCCUCAAAACCAUCUACUUCAGUGCCAGUCCCCCAGGUGACAUAUGCUGAUUGGGAUGAAGUAUCUGAAACUGAAGAAAUAUUUCAUGAAGGAAGAUCUGACGUCCCAAAGCCAGUUGAUGGUGUUUCUGGUUCUCAUAAUCAGGCUAAUCCAGAGUCAGGGGGGUUAGACCUGCAUGAGAUAAGGAUGCUACUUCAUAAACCGCUCCCUGGAUUACUGCAAAACAAAAAUGUUAGCCAUAUCAAAGAUGAUUUUCAGCUUAAGGAGUUAAACAAGAUAAUGGAGUUUGACCAGGUUGUAGCAUCAAAAGAGUAUGCUUCAGAUGGUGAAUCUAAUAAGGAUUGUAAGGCCUUACAUAAUUGGGAGGUAAAUUGGAGUGAUAUUGUGGCCAAAGUUGAUGCUAUGGCUGCUAGAUUAGCUAUGCAGGAAACCUCAUCUCUCUCUGUGGAUUGUGAGGAGUCUGGGAAUGCACCCUUGCCUUAGCCAAACACUCAGGUCGGCAGGGGUGGUGUUUCUGUGCCAAACCAACCUGAGGCAUUCCUGCCUGUCCAUGAAGACGAUGUUAUGGUCCAGUUGAAUCAGCCUGAGGCUUUUGAGCUUGAAGAGGGCGAGUUUACCAAAGUUAUCAGCAGGAGAAACAGGAAGAAGGACGCUUUAGAGGGUCUUGGGGCUGUUCCUCGGAUCACAAGGAAUGCUGCAAAAAAGAAAGAUGGGUCAGUUGGGUCAGUUUCUGAUUUAAGUAUCAGUAAACAGGCUUCUCAAAUUUCAUCACUCCUACCUAAAUGAAUUGCCUAUUCUGGAAUGUACGGGGUAUUGAAUCUGCCAGGGCUAGAUUAUCUUGUUUAAUCAGGCAAUGGAAGGUUCAGAUCCUAGCUGUUAUUGAACCUAUUUCUCAUUUUUCUAAAGCUGAUUCUUUUAGGCAUGAUUUUGGUUUUUCUGAGGUUCUUUCUUCUCCUAUUAAUAAAAUCUGGGUCUUUUGGGACUCAAAUGAUGUAAAUAUCUCUGAUGUUACUUGGCAUUCACAAUUUAUUCAUAUGAAGAUUUCAA
Molecule: messenger RNA, 2052 nt
Organism: Cuscuta epithymum
Lineage: Eukaryota; Viridiplantae; Streptophyta; Magnoliopsida; Solanales; Convolvulaceae
Source: the annotation of a GenBank genome assembly